Molecule: messenger RNA, 1533 nt
Organism: Colletotrichum higginsianum IMI 349063
Lineage: Eukaryota; Fungi; Ascomycota; Sordariomycetes; Glomerellales; Glomerellaceae
Product: Glycosyl hydrolase family 16
Exons: 2
Coding region: 1-1533 (510 amino acids)
Biological process (GO): fungal-type cell wall organization; carbohydrate metabolic process
Cellular component (GO): fungal-type cell wall
Molecular function (GO): hydrolase activity, hydrolyzing O-glycosyl compounds; glycosyltransferase activity
Source: RefSeq, a predicted model, not a curated record
AUGCUGUCUCAAUACGCUCUUUCAGCAGUGGCGCUGCUAGCAUCGCUUGCUCAGCCUGCACUCGCUCAGGUCUCAACCAAAUGCAACCCGAUGAACACGACUUGCCCUGCCGACCCGGCUUUCGGCAUGGACUACAACUUCAACUUCAACUCGACACCAUCGAGCGAUGCAUGGGAGACGACCGUUGGACCUGUAAAGUACACCGCCGAGAACGGUGCCGAAUUUACCAUCAGCAAGCAGGGCGACUCUCCCACGAUUCGGACCAAGUUUUAUUUCUUUUGGGGCCGCACGGAAAUUCACCUAAGGGCGGCCAAAGGCAAGGGCAUCGUGAGCUCGAUGAUGUGGCUCAGCGACACACUGGACGAGAUCGACUGGGAGUUUCUUGGCAUCAAGAACGAUGCCCUGAGCAACUUCUUCGGCAAGGGUGUUGAGGAUUGGCACAACGGCGACGAGCACCCUGUAACGGGAAGCAUCCAUGACGAAUUCCACAACUACACCUGCGUUUGGACCAAAGAGAAGCUCGAGUGGUGGGUGAAUGGAAACAACGUACGGACUCUUCUCCCGAAGGAUGCCAACAACUCCCAAGCCUACCCGCAGACGCCCAUGCGCCUCAGUCUCGGUAUCUGGGCGGGCGGCGACCCCCGCAUGGCCAAGGGGACCCAGGAAUGGGCCGGAGGCGAAACUGACUAUGCUGCCGGUCCUUACACCAUGUACGUCAAGUCGGCGCAGGUGACAGACUACAGCUCUGGAAAGGAGUACUCUUUCGGGGACAAGUCGGGUUCAUGGGAGAGCAUCAAGAUUACCGAGGGCAACUCAACCGUCAAGGAGGCUCUCCUGGCGGAACCAAGCAAGUCCGUCAGCGAGAAGUUCAAUGAGCUCAACCCAACCGCGAAGACCGCCGUGUAUGCCGGAGGCGUCGGCGUCGGCUGCGCUCUCAUCGCCUUUGGUCUUUGGUACUUCAUCCGCCAGCGCAGGCGCGGUGCCGCCGAAUCAAAGCUUGCCGCUCAGAGGGCCGAGAACGAGCGCCUCGAGCUCGAGGGUUUCCACAAGCGCGGUGUCGACCCCGACUCCUUCGCCGGAUCGACGGGCACCGAGUACAACGCCGCAGAAUUCAGCAAAAACGGCAUGGUUCAGGAGAACACGUACAGCGUUCCCGCGACCCAGGAGAAGAAUGUCUGGGACGCCGCCCCCAUGGCUGCUGGCGCGGCUGGUGCCGGAGCCGCGGUCGGCAUGGCCGCGUAUAGCGACUCGCCCAACGGCCGGGGACAAGUGCUGUCUCCGUUGCGGACGCAGAGCCCCGGCAUGCCGCCUUCAGGUCCGCUUCCCAUGGCCCCGAGCCGCAGCGCCUCCCACGGCGGAUACUCCAGGCUUGGGUCGCCCGACGGUCAACACAGCCCUCCGCCCAUGAGCCCGCCCUCUCAGGGCUACAGCGACCAUGGCUUCGGCGGCCAGCAGAGUUAUGGCAACGGUGGCCACGAGGGCGCGAACCAGGGCUACUGGAACAACGGAGGCCCCCAGGGAGGCUUCCGGUAG